GGCGUUUUUUACAUCCCUGGCCGCAGUUUGGCUUGUGCAAAUUUAUACACGGGCAUUAUAAAAAAAGAAGAAGGCUUGAUUUAAAAUUAAACCUUGUGCAUUUGGUUAAACACAACGGGCAAUAAUUCUAGCCAUGGAUGCCGCUCCAGCUGUAGCGCCGCACGCUGCAAACGAGUCGAAGCCACAACCACAACCCCCGGCCCCGGCGGCCGCUGCGCCAAACGAAAAUGGUGUACAAACAGCAGCAAAAAAAUCUGAAACAGCGACAGGCUCCGAAAUGCAUUCCAAUGUUGAGACUGGCAAAGUGCUAGAGGCGCAGAAAACGAAAUUGAAAUCCGAAAUGAACACGGAAAAGGUAUUGAUUACAAUAUGCAGCGCCGAUCGGAAAAAUAAAAAGACAUUCAUGUCCUUGCCCAGCAGAAAGGACGUUAUUGAAAAAGCACAUAAAUAUGGCUUGGCUGGCAGUACCAUAGUGCUGGAAAGCAAUGGCUGUGAGAUAUGCGAGGAUGAAGUGCUCCUGUUUGCAGCCAAGGAGAAGAUUUUACUCAUGCUGCUCGCCGAAAAUGAUGAAUAUGUAAUACUACCUCCGCCCUCGCCGCUGAAUCGUUCAGAGCGAGCGGGCAGCUCACUGGAUCCCAGUUUCGUAUCCAAUGCCAACGAUUCAACAGUGUCCAAUGACGAGACUUUAUCGUUGGCUAGCGUUACGCCUAGCAAUUCAAAGUUAUCUACAGCUCCGUUUAAGGAGUUUUCGAUACCUUGGAGCAAGGUACCGAACGAUAUUAUGAAGCUGUUACGCAGCAAAACUAGCCUGGGUAAGCGUCUAAAUACGUUGGCCAAUCUCCUCGUCGAUGCAUUGCGCGAACGCUCCUCACACAUACCCUCGAUGGUGUUUCGUGACGUCGCCCAGCAGGCGGCAGAAAAGUAUCCCGAUUCGUUGCUUGAAAAGGAUCGUGAAGGCCAACAGAUUGCUACCACGCCACAGUCGCUAAUCUCAAAAAUGAUCAAUCGCAACAAUGCGCUGAAUCGUCCACAGAAACGUGCCAGCUCCGGCACAACAGACUUACACAUUACCAGCGGCAGCAAGAAGCGCAAAUCGGGCUUUGGCGCUGUGGCAGCCAAUGGCAAUGCGAAGUCAAUGGCGCUAAAUCGCGAUUUGGAGGAGAAAAAGGAGCUCCUCAUUUCCAGUUAUCGUGGCAGUGACAAAGUUGAGCCCGCCAUUAUUGCCGAGUACAUGAAGGAAUGUUUUCCGCUGCAGCGCGCAUUCUUCAACAAUAGCGAAAAGAUACCAGACAUUACGGCCAUCAAGGACAACUGGCCGUAUAUAUUCAAUAAGGAUCUGCUCUAUCAGCAUUUCGAGCUGCUCAUGUCUAUUGAUCCGCGUGUGUUGGAAAAACGCUUUGCCAGCGAAAGGGAGCGCAUGUUCAAAUUCUUCAAGACGUCCAAAAACAAGAAAGUCAACGCUUUGGAAGAGAACAAUGCGAAUAUAGUGCGAGGCCUGGCGUACCAUUUCAACGAGGAUCCCGACUACAUUUUCAAGCAGCUACAGAAUGGACCCUUGUCAAAAGAUGUGCUACAGAACAUAAAUCCAACAAAUGCGCCUUGGGUGGCUCUAGUCAAUACGCCCACAGCUGCUGGCACAGAGGCCGCCCAGACCGAAGCAAUGGUGUACAUUGAGGGAAAGAUAAUGAACACGUUUGCUGCUGCGGAUGCUGAUUUGCCGGAUAUCAUUGCCCAAUUGCUCUGCUACUAUUAUACCUUUAACAUGAUGUACCCCAAGGAAGCCAAUCAAACACUCGAAUUUAUUGUCAUUUAUUUUCUAGAACAUACGCCGGAACAGGCGCGCAACUCCAAAAAGAGCAUUACUGGCAACAGUAAAUACAAUCAGCUAAUUGCGAAAUUGGCCAAUGCAAAUGGUUGAGUCGAGAUGAUUGCAUUUGGAGCAUGCGUCUCAUACUGUUUAGUUUACAUAUUUAUUUUGCAGACCCAUUCACAUAUACUCCUUCUAAUUCUAAGAUGAUUUUUACAUAAAGUGUGUAGUACUUA
Molecule: messenger RNA, 2043 nt
Organism: Drosophila montana
Lineage: Eukaryota; Metazoa; Arthropoda; Insecta; Diptera; Drosophilidae
Exons: 4
Coding region: 134-1918 (594 amino acids)
Source: RefSeq, a predicted model, not a curated record